CCUGAAGAGCGCGCUAUGGUCCGCACGGUCAACUCCGCUUAUAGUGUCAUUGAGGUUUGGCGGAGGCUCGUCGCAGCGGCCGAUUUCAAGGUCCUCCGUGCUGAGCGGGCCGCGCUGCGAAGGAAUGAUAAACUCCAGGAGGCCAACCGGCUCUUCCUGAAGUGGGCGCAAGAAGGCGAAAAACGGGAGGGACCCGCCUAUUCGAUUAUCGACUCGUCGUACCUGAAGGUUGAGGCGACAGCAGCAGACAUCAUCGUCAUUCUUACAGCGCUAUAUCAGCGUGCUGACGAUAUACCCGCUUCGCCACUUAAGAGGGUGUCGUUCCACCACGCGGUCCUUCAAAUGGGUACCGGCGGUUUCCGUCCAGGCUGCCUUGAAGACACCCUGUGCAAGCAGUACACCAUAUCCGUCGUGCGCGAUCCCGAUAAUCCGACCCGGGUGAAGCCUAUUGUCACACACAGGAUUGAUCGGAACAAGAUCAAGGAGGCCGAGAAGACCUGUAAAUAUAGGAAGCAAACAUCCGUCGCCUACUCUACCACUCUCGUGCCGUUUCACCUCCUUGAUUCGGCGAGCCUCGUGAUCACUCGGGCGAUACAGAUGGACGCCUUGGAUUUGGAUGUCAGCUACAAAUCGCUCCGCGAACUCCUCCAGCGUCCACGUCUUGGUGAAACCGGCCGCAUCGACAUCCCCUGGAAGGAGAAAUUCCUCAACGAGCCUCUUUUCCCACUAAAAUACACAGAGUUCUCGGCGAUUUGGAAUCGGUGCCUCCAUGUCAUAGGCAGCCGGAAGGAUAUCCGCCCAUACUCUCUUCGCGUCGGUGCUGGAGCCCGGAUGGAUAGUAUGGUGCUCCCAGACACUCACCCCCGCCGGACGUCGGAUAGUCAAUUGACAAGUAUUUGCAGACAGCCUGUCAAGCGCCCUACGGAACUACGUUAUGGGCCACUCAGGACCUGUUUUCGAAAAUGA
Messenger RNA from Parathielavia appendiculata, 966 nucleotides. RefSeq lists its product as uncharacterized. NCBI's taxonomy places the organism in Eukaryota, Fungi, Ascomycota, Sordariomycetes, Sordariales, Chaetomiaceae. The record is from RefSeq and is a predicted model, not a curated record. The annotation marks the transcript as partial. The transcript has 3 exons.